Messenger RNA from Cylas formicarius (sweet potato weevil), 1099 nucleotides. RefSeq lists its product as uncharacterized. Lineage: Eukaryota; Metazoa; Arthropoda; Insecta; Coleoptera; Brentidae. The record is from RefSeq and is a predicted model, not a curated record. The coding region runs from base 203 to 985 and encodes 260 amino acids. The transcript has 3 exons.
GCUUUUAGGUCUUCAUAAAAAGAAGAUUACUGUGCUGGUUAAUUGCUCAAGGCAGAAGCGAAGAAAGUUAAGAAGAAGAAGAUUAUUGUAAUAGGUUAUUUUGUUUAUAUUUAUGCAUCGAGUGAGGAAUUGAAUUGUCUUCUGAUGGAAAAUUGGAGUGUUAUUAAGAUGUGUUUAAGAUGACGCCGCAAUAUAGGUAGUCAUGGGUAAAAAUAAGUCUCCUGAAGCCGGAGGGCGAAAAAAGAGGUCACCAAAUUUUACAGACGCAGAAGUGCGUUUUCUAAUGAAAUUAGCUUUUGCUCAUAUAGAUGUAAUCGAAAGUAAAAAAACGGAUUCCGAAACAUGGAGAAUUAAAGAUACUGUUUGGAAUUCAAUUACUCAAAAUUUUAAUGAUCACCCCGGCACCAUGAUGAGGACAGUUGAAACUGUAAGACAGAAGUAUGAAGGUAUUAAAAAGCUAGCCAGGAAAAAGGCAGCAAAAAACAAAGAGGAAGAAGCCAGGACGGAUGGAGAACCGGAUUUUAUUGAAUUAGAAGAUUAUGAAAAAGAAUUGAUUCAAAUUCUUGAAACGACAGCCAAUGGAAUGUCACCAACCUAUGAAUCUGAUGGUAUUUUAUUUUCAGAGUCAUCAUUUGCUGAUGUUAAAGUGGAAGCGUCACACAAUGCUCGCGAAUCAGAUACCACAAAUGAAGAUGAUAAGUUUCAUGUAACUGAUGAUGAUAUGAUAUGGGAUUUACCUGAAAGCUUCAGUAGACCUCGCCUUCAGUUUUUGAAAAAGCAACUGGAAUAUAUGGAAAGGGAGGAGGAAAGGAGAGUCAAAGAGCACAAAUUUAGACUUAAAAACCUACAGAUUGAGAAGAGAAUGUUGAUGAAUAAAGAGAGAAGAACAAAAGCUGAACACCAAAAAAAAUUGGAGUUACUAGACUUUGAAAUUUCUUUAAAAAAACAGAAACUUGAAAAUAACAUGACCUGGCCUACAUCAUGACCCCGAUUCCUUUGAAAUUAGCAGAGAUGAACUAUGCAGUUUUUUGUAUAAUUAUAAUCAGAUCAAAUAUAAUGUCCUUAUUGGUAGUGUAAUUUUAUUUUACUUUACAUUAAA